Brettanomyces bruxellensis is the source of this 4815-nucleotide messenger RNA. RefSeq lists its product as uncharacterized. Gene Ontology annotation, molecular function: chromatin binding. The transcript has a single exon. Gene Ontology annotation, cellular component: Scc2-Scc4 cohesin loading complex. The record is from RefSeq and is a predicted model, not a curated record. Gene Ontology annotation, biological process: replication-born double-strand break repair via sister chromatid exchange; establishment of mitotic sister chromatid cohesion; regulation of gene expression. Bases 1 to 4815 code for a protein of 1604 amino acids. NCBI's taxonomy places the organism in Eukaryota, Fungi, Ascomycota, Pichiomycetes, Pichiales, Pichiaceae.
AUGACAUCAAAGGAUUUACCAAAUAGAAAUCAUGUAUCAAAUGCCGUACUAUUGAAAUCGCCAUCACGUGAACGUGAAAAUGAAAAAGAGACGCAUCCUCCAUUAUCUUCAGCAAUAGCAUUACACCCUUUUGAUUAUUUAAUUCCAACUCAAGGAUUGAGCUCGUUUAGUGUACCAUUUGGUAUUUCACAUCCUUACGAACCUGUGGUAUCUUUAUUUGGGGAAGCAACUUCAUUGGAAAAUGCAGACGCGCUUCAAAGUGAGAUUCUUGACGUGCUUCGUGCUCCAGCAGAAGAAUUAAGCUAUAUAUCGUUUAAGAAACCAGCAUUUAGAUUAGCACCCAGUGAUGAAAUUGAACCAGUUGAAGAGCCUGAAAGCACUCUUACCCAGUUCGAGAAACAAAUUAUGGAGCUUACUGAGAAAGUGACAAAGCAGGACUAUAUAAAACCAAACUACAAAGUGAAACGCGUGAAAUUAGGGCAAACAUUUAAGGAAACGGCCCUCGAGAAACUGGAGAAAACCAUAAUUUCUAGAGAAACAAAUCACACAAGAAAAAGAGAUAGUGAUGGCUCUGAGGUAGGAAGAAAGAGAUUGAAAUCGGAAGGUAGUGAGCUCACGAAAAGUGAGAUGAGGAACAUCUUUGAUUCCAAAAAACUAAGGCAUGACUCUAAGUCUGAAUUCAAGAUGCUCUUAUCAGAGUUGGCAUGCACUGAAUCUCACUUUAAGGUUGUAUACAAUAUAUCCGAAGAGUGUACCAUUUCCCUAUUUUCUGUGAACUUUUGGACUAAGAUGAAAAACUCACUUUCCUUUUUGCUACAGACUCACGAAGAAAUACCAGACACAGAUAUUAAGGUAUUGGUGCAACUAGAGGAUGAAAUUCAGCGGACACUUGUAGCACUGAAUUCUUACGAUUGGAAUGCUUUGUUUGGCAAUAAUCAUAACAGAUCUUUAAAAAGCUUUCAGCUAGCCUCAAUAUUAAUUCUAAGUUCCGAUACACUUCUUCUAGUGCUUAACUCGGGUGUUAAAGAUAAACAUUUGUUUAAGGAAAGUCUUUUUGAGCUUCUUUUUGAGCUUUUGCACAAUAUCCAAGAGUCCGUUCUCCCAUUAUUCGGAUGGCAACAAACAACUUCCUCAAAUUUGUGUGUGUUAACAACUCAGACAAGCAAGCUAAUUAAAGAACAAGCGAAGCUUAUUGAGCUCAUUGGCAUUUUUUUGUCGAAAACAAUCGUUGGAGACUCAUUGAUCACUCACAUGGAGUAUUUUGCUUUUCAGUACAUUUUUGCAGAUGCAACCGAAUUGGAAAAAAACCAACUGGCCCCUGAUUUAGAAGAGCUUCGACAAUGCUCAUCAGAUGUGUUGCUUACUAUUUCAAGGAAGCAUCCAGAACAAUCACAAUUUAUAGUAAACGAGAUGUUUGCCAACCUAGAUAACAUAUCCCAGCUUAAAUCCAAAAGUAGGAAAUAUCGCUUAUCAAAAGGAAUAAGCGUCCAACACAUCACGAUUCUUUUGCUAAGAUUAGUGCAAGCGAUGGAUUGUUCGGACUAUAGCUUCGAAGAAGAGUAUUGGCGAAUGACUGGAUCCGGAUCUUCUUCGAGAUACUCCCAAAACAAAGUAGUUACUGAGAUUACCACCAAAUUCUAUAAUUAUCUCAGCAAGAAAAUCAAAUAUUCAAAUGGGAUAUGCAAUCAGAUAGCAGUAGCAAUAGUCACUAGAAUUUCAAUGGCUUUGAAUGCUAAUGCAAAGAAAGUUAUUCUCGGGAUCAUCUCUGAUUUAUUGGAUAUGCUUGCGUACCCGGAAUACUCGGCUUCUGAGCAAAUACUUAACUCAAUAAUGAUAUCGAUGAUUUAUAUCUGCGAGAAUAAUCUCAAAGAAAAAGGUCAAUCAACAUCGCUAACAAUGGCAUUCGACAUAGCAGGUAUGAUUGGAUCUAGACUUAUCAGUAUACGGAAAGAUUAUGCCCAGCUUUUCAACGUCAAUCUGUCCGUGAAGGAGUUUCGUCAAAUGAAUAGAGAGUACUUUUUAGAGGUGUUGAAGAGCUUGAAGACUCAGAAUAUUUCCCAGGAUAACAGCUUCUAUUUUUUCUAUACACAAUACCUGUUCACAUUAAAGGCAUUCUGUACAUUGAUAGAAGAAGAGGAGAGAAAAAUCACUGCAGACUCUCUUGAGUCGGGAAAUAAGGAUGUCCAAUUCAAAAAUUUAAUCAAAGAAGUUAAAAAGGUCAUUCGAUCAUUAAUCCAACUUUUGAACGAUAAUCCAACAAUUUUCAAAUAUAACUUAAACCAUGAACAAGAUAUCCUUGCCAACUAUCAAGUAAUUAUGCUUAACCAAAAUCUUAUUAAACAAUAUAAUCCAUUUAUUGCACUCAUCACAAAAAGUUUGACUGGCAUUAAAGUGAAACAAAGAUCAUUAGCCAUAAAGUGUCUAUCAUUGUUGUCUGAUAAAGAUCCGACAAUUAUACAGUUGCCGGCGGUUAAGAAAAUCAUAGAUAUACGAUUGAGAGAAUCGUAUGCAUCUGUUUGUAACUCAAUUCUUGAUCUUUUGGCCAAGGUGCUAUACUCACAUCAUGAAUUGAUAAAUGACUUCUAUCAAAUGAUUGCACCAAUGAUUACUAAUAAAAGUGUGUCCGUACGUAAAAAAGCAAUCGGAAUAUGCACUUAUUUAUACAAAAAUGACAUUGAUGUAAAGGUUAGGUCUACUAUUUCAGAGAAAUUAUUAAAGAGGCUCGAUGAUGAGGAUGAUACUGUUACAUAUGAAGCGUGUGAAGCAUUGCUAUCAGUCUGGUUCAUAUCUAUAAGUGAUCGAUGCGAAGAAGCCCAGGAGAAUUCGGCGAUAUUUUUGAAAACAGAAGUUUUGGCUACCACGGGUGUUAUUGUUCAAGUGUUCAACAAGGGUGAUCGUAAUUGGGAGUAUUUUGAGCGUUUUUUGAAGGAAAAAGUAUUACAUCCCAAUGAGCUCAAUGAGGGUAUGGAGGAUGAACUUCGAAACUCACUUUCACUGAUGGCGGAGUUUGUAUUAGAAUAUAUCACUGAGGAUGCAAUUAUGAUUACCAAUUAUGAUGAUAUGAGACAGAAAAUAGGUGAACUGAUGAGAUUUCUUGCAAUCGUUGUUAAGUGCGAUUCGUCUUCUAUCUCACAAGACCAACUUCUUGCAUUACAACCUUUUUUAACAGAAGAUCUCAAGACCGGAAGCAAUUUAUGCUACUAUACAUUGCAAAUAUUUCGUAUUGCCUUACCAAAUGUGACAAAUCUCAAUGCACGCUUCAUCAAUGAUUGUGAAACUGUGAUAAUGUCCAAACUAGGCAGGUUUAACUCGAAAGAACUCGAGGAAGCUGUUGCUAGUUUGUGGACUCUUUCUAAGAGGAAUAGUAAACCAAAAAUGGUCGCAAGUGCUUGCGCGUCAACUUUGAAGCUUUUACGUGUACACAUACUUUCUGUGAACUCGAAGAAUUCCUUUAAUCAGAAUAUGAUCUCCAAGGUAAGAAGGCUCAUUUAUCUCAUUGGAUGCUUCGGUAAGGAGUGCAAUUUUGAAAAAGACAAGUCUGUCUUUGAAUUCUUAGGGCUGAAAGAAAAAGAAACAGUCAUAUCCUUAUUGGUUAGACAUUUACUUCCUUUCUCUAAAAGAAUAGAGUUUAGAAGAUCAUCUGUUCGUAAUAUAGUUGGAAUCUGUGCGGCACACCCUAGAAUAUUUAUGAAUCCAAGAAUAUUGAGCAUUCUUGAUAGCACAUUCAAUAAAUGGGAUGACAAAAAUUUGAAAACGGCUGUAAUCGAACAAAUGGACCAAUUUUUAGAAAGGCAAGACAGAGAAGCAUUGGAACGAAACGGGCUUGAUGCAAAAAAAUCCGACAAUACAAUUUUAGACAUUGCAGCCUUUCAUGGGAGGGGUAACCAGCAAAUAAAUGAUGGUAUAUGCACAUCCUUGGUCCAAAGAUACUUGAGACAAAUACUUGAUUUUGCUCUAAAUAAAGACCAGCAAGGAACAUUAGUCUGUAUCAAUUUUAUUCGUUCAGUUACACGUUUAGGUUUGGCUAACCCAAAGCCGAUUUUGCCGACUGUUUUAUCCCUUGAAUUAUCACCUGAUGCCCAUAUUAGAUAUAUUGCUUGUCAUGUGCAUGAAUACCUUUCUGAGAAAUAUGAAAGCUUUAUCGAAACGUCUUACUCCAAGGCACUUUAUGUCGCAGUCGGAUACAGAAGAAGCAUAAUGUCAUCUAAGGAGUUUUAUGUUAACGAAACAUUUUUGAAGCAAUUAAUGAAAAUUGUCAGAAUGUGGGGCCCAAAGGGUAAAUCCGUGCAAAUGGUCGAUAUGAUAACCAAAACGUUAAGUAUAAUACAAGUUGACUCGUUGCUGGAUCAGCAUAUAGAAAAAACUCUAUUUGCUGCUGACUACUCUGUCUUCAUUGCCAAGAAUUUUAAUAACAUUGUUUUGGAGAGCCAGGAAGAAGUUUUGGUUGCAAUAAGCAAUAUAAGCCAGCUUUUAUCAUCACAGGUGUCUGAUUUAUUGGGUGAAGCGGACGAUGAUGCAGAUGAAACUUUGGAAGGUAUUACUGUCGAUCAUGAACGUCAAGUGAAAAUAGAUGCCUUGUUAUCAUGUUUACUUGCUUUAGUUCGGCUCAGAGACGCACUUAUAACCGAUUACUCGAUCUCCAAUGACUUGAUGAUGAAGUAUCAAGAAAAUAACAAGCUGAGUGAUUUCAAAACUGCAGUUAGCAAGGCAGAAAAGAGCAGCUUUGAUAUAAGUGACGUCAACAUGGGCAAGGAGGAAAACUUUACACGUGAAGAAAGGGCUAACUUGCUUGAAUGCCUUCGGGAAGAAGUAUGA